CUCCCAACAUGACGUAGAUGUACUUCCUCUUCGCAUCUUCUAUCGACUGUUGUUCUUAAAAUGGCGCCGUUGGACCUGGAUAAGUAUGUUGAAAUUGCGAGACAGUGCAAGUAUCUUCCUGAGAACGACUUAAAGAGAUUGUGUGACUAUGUAUGUGAUCUUCUGCUUGAGGAAUCAAAUGUACAGCCAGUAUCCACUCCAGUCACUGUAUGUGGGGACAUCCAUGGACAGUUCUAUGACUUAUGCGAACUCUUCAGAACUGGAGGACAAGUACCAGACACAAACUACAUUUUCAUGGGUGACUUUGUUGACCGAGGAUACUACAGUUUAGAAACAUUCACAUAUUUGCUAGCACUUAAAGCAAAGUGGCCUGACCGCAUCACACUGUUGCGUGGCAAUCACGAGAGCAGGCAGAUCACACAAGUGUAUGGCUUUUAUGAUGAGUGCCAGACUAAGUAUGGAAAUGCAAAUGCCUGGCGAUACUGCACUAAAGUAUUUGACAUGCUGACUGUUGCUGCUUUGAUAGAUGAGCAAAUCCUUUGUGUACAUGGUGGCCUUUCACCUGACAUAAAAACUCUAGACCAGAUCCGCACUAUUGAACGCAAUCAAGAAAUCCCUCACAAAGGAGCAUUUUGUGAUCUUGUCUGGUCUGAUCCAGAAGAUGUGGACACCUGGGCUAUCAGCCCCAGGGGUGCUGGCUGGCUCUUUGGUGCCAAGGUUACCAAUGAGUUUGUUCACAUCAACAACUUGAAGCUGAUUUGCCGUGCACAUCAGCUGGUUCAUGAGGGCUACAAAUUCAUGUUUGACGAGAAGCUAGUAACUGUUUGGUCGGCCCCGAACUACUGCUACCGCUGCGGGAACAUUGCCUCAAUCAUGGUCUUCAAAGAUGUGAACACACGGGAGCCCAAGUUAUUCCGGGCUGUUCCUGACUCUGAAAGAGUCAUACCACCAAGAACGACAACACCCUACUUCCUCUGAGGUCUUCAUUGCCCCUUGAGUCCAACCCUCUCCUUUUCAUUGUUCUGUCCAGCUCUUUUUAUUUUCUUUAAUUUCUCUGUAUGGACCAAAGUUUUUUUUUGGUUGUGUAAAGUAUGAAGUAAUCUCCACAAUAACAACUGUACCGGAUGGUCAGGAUUAUGAACCCUGCUGACUAUGUUUAAGUUUUUCAUUGUUUGGUCAGUAUGAACUUGUUAAUGUGACCGUAAUUAAGUGGACAACCUCUUUAUAUUUUUAAAGCCACUCUUCUUUCAGGGCUUUAAAUGUAC
Xyrauchen texanus (razorback sucker) is the source of this 1265-nucleotide messenger RNA. RefSeq names its product protein phosphatase 6, catalytic subunit (gene ppp6c). The transcript has 7 exons. Lineage: Eukaryota; Metazoa; Chordata; Actinopteri; Cypriniformes; Catostomidae. Gene Ontology annotation, molecular function: protein serine/threonine phosphatase activity. The record is from RefSeq and is a predicted model, not a curated record. Gene Ontology annotation, biological process: G1/S transition of mitotic cell cycle; peptidyl-serine dephosphorylation. Gene Ontology annotation, cellular component: cytoplasm. Bases 61 to 978 code for a protein of 305 amino acids.